Messenger RNA from Suillus fuscotomentosus, 1411 nucleotides. Its product is annotated as phosphotyrosine protein. Gene Ontology annotation, biological process: negative regulation of MAPK cascade; protein dephosphorylation. The coding region runs from base 389 to 934 and encodes 181 amino acids. The transcript has 2 exons. Gene Ontology annotation, molecular function: protein tyrosine/threonine phosphatase activity; MAP kinase tyrosine/serine/threonine phosphatase activity. The record is from RefSeq and is a predicted model, not a curated record. Gene Ontology annotation, cellular component: cytoplasm. NCBI's taxonomy places the organism in Eukaryota, Fungi, Basidiomycota, Agaricomycetes, Boletales, Suillaceae.
AAGGCUGUUCGUGAGUUCUCUCACAGUGUACAGACUUUGUCCUACUUUAGUCCAACCAAAAAGCUCUGCUUCCCCUUAUCGAAAUCACUAAGCCUGAGUCUGGCCAACCCCGCCCAAGAGCCGUGCCUUCCCGACGUCCGUUGAGGACGCCGUCGGCUCAGGAUCGGGCAAAUCUCUAACACUGUUACGCAAGGCUGUUUGUCUGCUAAUUUCUUACCUACUUCGUUCAUAAAGAGGCCAUCGAUCUCGGUCGGCUAAUCUAGUAAGGGUCUCUGCCCCGUGGUACUAUUCUCGCACCUAUACUACUCCUCUUACCCGAACCACUUUCUUCCUUCAAUUUAACAAAUUCUAAACUCGUACACUCUCUGCUGCGCUUGUCAAAGUUGUCAUGCACCUGGGGAGGCUCACACUGUCAUCACUUAACGGCAGUCACCCUUCUAACAUAUCCAACUGGUCACCAUCACCCAUGUCCCAAAUCCCUUACCAGCUCCGAACUCCUGGUGCAUCAGAAAUAUUACCAAGGCUAUAUGUCUCGGACCUCUCUUUCGCAGAGAACCCUGCCGCCCUCGCCACGCUGGGUAUAACCCACAUCCUCUCCGCAAUGCGUGGAUACGUCGCAAUACCACAUGAUCUACCCAUACAUCGUGCUCAAUACCCCCUCGAGGAUCUUCCAUUCUCUGAGCUCGCCGCCCACCUUCCUUCCGCAACUGCCUUCAUCCGCAGCGCACUGCACGAUCCCAAUGCACGGAUUCUUGUGCACUGCAUGGAGGGAGUGAGCCGCAGCACAAGCGUGGUUUGCUGCAUUUCUCAUAUCGGAGUACGGCUGGACUCCAGCACAAGCUAUCAAUACGUCAAAACGAGACGAAGAUCUGCCAAUCCCAAUUUUGGAUUUGUACAGCAGCUGCAGGAGUAUGCAGACACGUUACGGCGUUGAUCAUGAUAGUUGCAGAGGGCAGGAAAUAUGGACACAUGCUUCCGAUGGCCAUCAGAGGCGUGUUAGAAGAUUGCUUGACAAAGCUUGCAUCACUCCCUUGCAUUUACACAUACGCAAAAGUUCUGUAUCAUCUGUAUGCCCAGGACACCCUGGCGCGGGAUUUCAUUGAACAUUUCAGAUACAGUACGAGUUCCAUAAUUGUGCGCAUCUUCGGCAAUACAGAGUAAUAACUAUAGUCCCAUAACCACAGUAGAAUAGAGUACAGCAACUUUAUGUAUAAUGUUGCAUAUAAUAUAUGUCACAUCACGAACAGCAUCCCUGUUUAUUUGAGGCUCGAUUCAGGGCAACGCUUCCAUUUGUUGGCUUUGACAGCUUCACUCCUGGAGACUAAUAGACCAACAUGAUGUCAGAGAUGGAAGGUGUCAAUUGGUUGUCGACUUGAAAUAACACUCACUCGAUCAUCAUCAAAAACGCCAU